AUGGAUACGGUAAGCAACUAUAGGGUUUUAGAGCAUAAAGCUGCCGGUCACGACGGCACUCUAACUGACGAUGAUGGGUUGCUAAUUUUUAAACCGGCCUUGCCACAGGAACUGGAAUUUUAUAAAGCUAUACAAGUGAGAGAUAUGAGUCGAAGAGAGUCUUCGAGUGGUGGAGAUGCCCCCCUGUACUCUUGGAUGCCGACGUAUCUUGGAGUCUUGGAUGAAGGGACAAAAGUCGAGAAAAGUGGCGAUGCUGCGCUUCUGAAGAUAGAUCAACGGUUAAGUGAUUCCACUGAUAGCCUUGAUUCAAGACCUAUGUGGUCUGAAAAGUGCAAGCAGUACCUCGUAUUAGAAAAUUUAUUAUAUGGAUUUAGUAAACCUAAUAUACUUGAUAUAAAACUAGGCAAAACAUUGUAUGAUUCAAAGGCAUCAUUGGAGAAAAGAGAGAGGUUGGAAAGAGUCAGUGAGACAACGACUUCAGGAUCUUUGAGUUUCAGAAUAUGCGGUAUGAAAAUACAGAAGAAUCCCUUUGUGUUGAAGCAGCUUUUGCCCGAAUAUUACGAGGAAGAAGCAGACACCGAUUAUAUUUUUAUAAAUAAGCUUUAUGGUCGUUCAAGAACCGAUCAAACCAUUUCAGACGCGAUUGAGCUUUACUUCAACAAUAUGCAUUUAUCGGAUGCGAGAAAGCAUCAAUUGAAGAAAACAUUCUUAAAAAGAUUGCAGCUGUUUUAUAACACUAUGUUGGAAGAAGAGGUUAGAAUGAUAUCAAGUAGUCUUUUGUUUAUUUACGAAGGAGACGCGAAGCGAUGGGAGUUAUCAAAUGACGUCGACAAACUUAUGCGUGAUGACUUUAUAAACGAUGAUGACGAUGUUGACGGUGAUGAUGACGAUGAUGAUGAUGCCAAGGGGAGCAGCGGCGAACCAAAGGAUAAAACAACGGGUUCUUUGAGCUCGAUGUCACUGAUAGAUUUUGCACAUUCUGAAAUAACCCCGGGAAAGGGUUAUGAUGAAAACGUCAUAGAGGGAGUUGAAAACUUGCUGGAUAUUUUUAUGAGAUUUUAG
Molecule: messenger RNA, 1062 nt
Organism: Saccharomyces paradoxus
Lineage: Eukaryota; Fungi; Ascomycota; Saccharomycetes; Saccharomycetales; Saccharomycetaceae
Gene: ARG82
Product: inositol polyphosphate multikinase
Exons: 1
Coding region: 1-1062 (353 amino acids)
Biological process (GO): inositol phosphate biosynthetic process; phosphatidylinositol phosphate biosynthetic process
Cellular component (GO): nucleus; cytoplasm
Molecular function (GO): inositol-1,4,5,6-tetrakisphosphate 3-kinase activity; inositol hexakisphosphate kinase activity
Source: RefSeq, a predicted model, not a curated record